Leptonychotes weddellii (Weddell seal) is the source of this 5722-nucleotide messenger RNA. The record is from RefSeq and is a predicted model, not a curated record. Lineage: Eukaryota; Metazoa; Chordata; Mammalia; Carnivora; Phocidae.
AUGACGUCUCCUGUUGCUUUGACAACCUGUGAUGGGAUAAUGGGUCCAAGAUUAGAGAUGUACUACCUUCAAUCACAGACUAUUGGAAGAGAACAACUGAAAAUGAAGGAUCAAUCAUUGAGAAAACUACAGCAGGAAAUGGACAGUUUGACAUUUCGAAAUCUGCAGCUUGCCAAGAGGGUAGAACUACUUCAAGAUGAAUUGGCUCUAAGUGAACCCCGAGGCAAGAAAAACAAGUUCUCACAAUACCUUCAUGAAAAUGCAUCCUACGUCCGCCCUCUUGAGGAAGGAAUGCUUCAUUUAUUUGAAAGUAUUACUGAGGAUACUGUGACUGUCCUGGAGACAACUGUGAAAUUGAAAACUUUCUCAGAGCAUUUAACCUCUUACAUAUGUUUUCUAAGGAAGAUUCUUCCUUAUCAGUUAAAAAGUUUAGAAGAAGAAUGUGGAUCUUCUCUUUGCACAUCUGCAUUGAGAGCCAGGAAUCUAGAGCUGUCUCAGGACAUGAAAAAGAUGACAGCUGUGUUUGAGAAGCUGCAGACUUACAUCGGUCUUCUUGCCUUGCCAAGUACAGAGCCAGAUGGACUCCUUCGGACAAACUACGGUUCUGUCUUAACAAACGUUGGUGCUGCUCUGCAUGGAUUUCAUGAUGUCAUGAAAGAUAUUUCUAAACAUUACAAUCAGAAAGCUACAAUAGAGCAUGAACUUCCAACAGCAACACAGAAGCUCAUUACGACUAAUGACUGUAUCCUGUCAUCAGUAGCAGCAUUAACAAAUGGAGCAGGAAGGAUCGCAUCUUUCUUCAGCAACAACGUGGACUACUUCAUUGCUUCUCUGAGCUACGGGCCUAAAGCAGCGAGUGACUUCAUUAGUCCUCGUUCAGCUGAAUGCAUGCUGCAGUACAAGAAAAAAGCUGCUGCCUACAUGAAGGCUCUGAGAAAGCCCCUUGUGGAGUCUGUGCCUUACGAAGAAGCACUGGCCAACCGCCGGGUCCUUCUUAGCUCUACGGAAAGUCGAGAAGGCCUUGCCCAACAGGUUCAGCAGAGUUUGGAAAAGAUCUCUAAACUGGAGCAGGAAAAAGAACAUUGGAUGUUGGAAGCACAGUUAGCCAAAAUCAAGCUGGAGAAGGAAAACCAGCGAAUUGCAGAUAAGCUGAGGAGUACGAGCAGUGGACAGGCGCUUGGGCUGGCCCAGGAAAAUGCCACCGGCGUGAAUGCGGCGAGCCGGGAAGAAGCCUCAGCCAAGGCUGUGCUGGAGCCUGCUCACAGCACCAGUCUGAUUGGGAUUUUAACCAGGACAUCUGACAAUGAGCUUCCAGAUGUGGAAUCUCGUGAAGACUUAAUUAAAAAUCACUACAUGGCCAGGAUAGUGGAGCUGACUUCUCAACUACAGCUGGCUGACAGUAAGUCAGUGCACUUUUAUGCUGAGUGCCGAGCGCUCUCGAAGAGACUGGCCUUGGCUGAAAAGUCUAAAGAGGCACUGACAGAAGAGAUGAAAGUAGCGGGUCAGAGCAUCAGCAGACUUCAGGAUGAGCUGACAACUACCAAGAGGAGUUACGAGGAUCAGUUAAGUAUGAUGAGUGACCACCUAUGCAGCAUGAACGAGACAUUAUCUAAACAGAGAGAAGAGAUUGACACACUGAAGAUGUCCAGUAAGGGAAAUUCUAAAAAGAACAAGAGUCGAUAGUUUACACAUAGAUGGUUGGCGACUUCUUUCCAAAGCUGCUACUGUUGCACGGAGCUACAGGACCCAGACCCCUCGUCCAGUGUCCAGUGCUGGCCGCCUUCAGGAAGUUGGGGUGUUGUCGGACUUAGUAAACUAGUCAGUGUUGUAAAUGGCCUUGAAACAUUUAAAAUAUAUUUGUAACCAGUAAGGCAAAUACAGAAUUUAAUGUUGACAGUAAAAUGGAGAACAAUACAUGUACCAUGGAUAUUGUAGGUUUCCUUACGCAGUUUUUACUGUGCACUUUUUAAAAUUAGGUUUUAAUUUCAGUAUGUAAGAACAACAGAUAUUUUGUAUAUUUUCAAACUCAAUUGUAUGGUAAUCGAUUUGGUAUCUAUGAAAUAGAUCUAUGUUUCUGGAUAAAAUGCUUAAAUUGUCCAACUGUCAUGACUUCUUGCUAUAAUUGGAAGCAGUCUCCAGAUUCUUUUUGAAGACUUACUCAUAUUUUCUCUCUCUCUCUCUCUCUCAGAGGGGGUGGGUCUUGCAGACUUAACUUCAGAUCUUGUGGGUUUAUUAUCAUUGUCUUCAGCUCUUCAGUACUUUCUCUGUGUUGGAAUAAUAGCUUAAGGAAAUUGAUGUCAAUAAAUUCAUACUUCUGUCAAACUUUCAGGCUAUGAAAAUUUGAUAAGGGAAACUGAAACCUAUUAAAGUAUGUUUUAUAAAAGUUACAAAAUCCCAGUGGACUUAGAUAUGACCUUUCUGAUUCCCCAGAUUGUCACAAUUGUCUGGUCAAUCCUUUAUUAAGGCUUUGAGUUUUGCCUUAACAGGUACCUGCCAUCAUACUUCAGGCUCUUCUUGGUUUAGUUCAUCAACAUUGUAUCAUUUCAGUGUCAACCUCAGGGGUAUCUCUCCCAGCAUUCCCUAAAUAUAUUGCUCCUUUCUUCCAGCUGCUUGUACCGGCCCAUUCCACCCCAUGUUCAAGUCCCCAGAUUUGCUCAGGUGUUCCUAAAACCCCUCCUCCCCACCUCCGUACCUGCUGCAUCUCCUUUGAACCUCCUCGCUAGCCAGUUGCUAGUCACCCUCCAAAAUGUUUUAUUCUGCUCUGCCUGAGAGCUCAUUACCAGCUUCCCUCUGUGCUCAGCACAAAGGCCAACUCUUUGGCCUCUCCUGCCUGGUGUAGAGAGAGACCCAGUCCUCAUAGUCAUGACAGUGUUGGGAUCCUGCCUUGGGGACCUCUGAGUGAAUCAACUCAGUCCCAUUCUGCUCGGCCUGUCUGGGCUUGGCCCCUUAGCCCUUUCUGUUUUUGUGACCUGCUCAUUUCUAGUUCUCUAACAGUUGGACCAGCUGUCUUCACUGCAGCUGAGUCUAGGCCCCCAAACACUGUGGGGAAAAGAGCAAAUGACCAUUCUGAUUAGCUCCCUCAUAAACUUAGGCUUUCCAGCUCCUGUCUGGCCUGCAGUGUUCUGUGACAGUCCUUGUGGCAUUUCUAGUCUGUUUCUAUGCCUCCUUUGGAGGGUUUGGGACAGAGAAGUCCUUCCGGUGACUGCCUUAUCCCUGUACUUACCACUGCAACCCAACUCUCAAAAGACUUGUCUCUUCUGUCUAGGCCUCUUAGGGCAUGGAAAGUGCAAAGUGAGAGGUGAUUCUAGUCUAGGUACAGAAUCGGGACUUAGAUAGUUGCCUGAAGUCCAUGUGGGAGUGAAACUAAAAUGGAAAAAAAGAAAAAGGAAAAAAGUAUUUAAUCAUGCAUUGCUUCCUGCAGAAGAUGGAGUCUUCAGAACUUAUUGCAAUGACAUGUCCUACUUUUUCCUGAUGAUGUACUACUUGCUAACUGUUGAAAAUUUGGAAAAUGAGGAAAAGUAUCAAGAGCAUACAUUUCAUUAGAGAUUCAGCCAUUAACGUUUUUUGUUUAUCCCUGCUCUUUUUUCAGGCAUAUGUAAAGAUGCAUGUUUUUAAUCAAAAUUGGGAUUAUAUGAAAUUCCAAGUGAAGAAAAAAAGGCUCUUUAAUAGGAAAGGGAUAGUGGUUAGCCUGCGGCACAACUCAAGGUGGCGCUGUUCACCUGAGCAGCCCUGGCUAGGCUGAGACUCCCCAGGCACAACUUGAGGAACUGAUGAACAGUAUGUGUCUUGUUCUAUCACUUUAAACACCACCCCUCGUUAUGCUGUGGUAAGCAAUACUGUUCACCUUUCAAGCUGAUAAAACUGGAUUCUCCAUUGCUUUUGGUAAGAAACUAAGUCUAUCAUAAGUUAAACUAACAGAUACUUUUAAUAACAUGACCAUUUUCCAAAUUCAUUAUCCAUUAAAUUGAAACAAAACAAAUACGCAGCCACACUAUUUCUGAACAAAAAUGUGAGAAAAAAUAAGUAAAACGAGGAGCCAGUUAGCUAAGAAAGCCAGCGAAACAGCGAGCAAAAAAAUUCUUUCCACAGGACUAUGAAUUAAAGUCCUUUAUAAUAAAAAUCCCCAGACAGAAAAAUGUACCGUUUAUAGUUUUGUUUUAUGCAGAAUUAAACCUGGAAGUUACUUCCAGCUCUUAAAAGCCUUCAGACUCCUCUGUAACUUUAACAUAUGAAGAGAGCCACUUGGUUGGUGAUGGCUAAGAAACCAUCUGGCAGAGCCGCCCUGACUAGGAGGUGUCUGUUCUGUGAUGGUGGAGGCAGCUUCUGUUCUCGGCUAAGGGCCAUGUCCUCGGCCACCGUGGUGAUAAAUGGAAAGCCUGUCAGUAGAUGGUUGCCUGUGCCUUAAAUUUUUAGGCAGCUCAGUAAUUAGCUCCAAAUUAGGAAAUUAACUGGCAAUCAAAGCAUUAGAGCAGGAAAACCCGUGAUAGCUCUCCCGAAUCUUUGAAAGAAAAGGCUAUUCAGCAUCAGAAUAACUUUUCCUAAGGAGAGGAUUAGAAGAAUGGACUCCUGGUGGAAACAGGCUGGGGGCUCUUGUCUUGUUUGUGGGCAUAGGGGUCUUGAAAGGCACGUCCACUUGGAACCUUUGUGUUUGUUUUACCAGGAGCUUUAAUCUGAACCCACUGCUCCCUAAACACCAUUGGAAUAGCUGAGUGGUGACAUACCGUUGGUCCAAGAAUAGAAACCACACAGUUCAGUUAACUAACAAAGAACACAGUGUCACUCAGGGCUUGCUCAGAUGCUAAGGCAUAUUCACCCUCUCUUCAGCUUUCUUUUAUUUCUUCAGAACACCUCUUCUGUUAAACUAGCAACAUACCUCAUGCAGUCAUCAUACUGUGUGCCGUCUCCCUGAGCAGCUACAGAUGCCAUGAGGCAGGAGCCAUGCUUUUAUCCAUACUUUCCCACAGUGCCUAGCAGAAUGUUUUGUAGCAGGUGGCCAAGAAAUACUAAUUGGAUACAUUUUAGGAAGCAGGCCAAGGGACUGGCCAACUGUAUAGCUCAAGCCACAGCUAAGAGUAUCCCAUCCCCAGGAUAAAGGAUAGCCAGCCUUGGGCCAUUCUGAAGGAAGUGAUCAUCCCCGUAACCAUCAUUGGUUUUGAUUGACAUUCUCAGUGAAGAUGUGUUUAUCUCUGGAAAUUUCUAUCCAAAGAGUAUUCAGGUUUCCUCAUGGAGAAAGUUGUUUAAAAAUCGUGUAUUCUUCAAACAUCAGGUCAGAAUGCAUCAUACAGGUAAAACGGUGAUUUUUUCCCCCCGUUUCAUUUUCACUUUUGUUGAAGCCAUCCACUGGGUAAUAUUUUUUUGAAUAUAGUUUUCCAAAAGCCCUCCCGCUAUUUUGAAUGAAUGUUGUAAUAUAAAUAGAGAUUUGUAAAGUUUUUAGAGAGGAAUGUUUUUAUCAAGUUUUUAGGGCUAAGCUUGUCCUAAAUCUGAAGUCCUCACUUUUCCCAACCAUGUCCCCUGCAGGCAUUUCUGCAAACUGGUUUGAGUUUAUAUUAAUGGAUCCUGACUGUUUCAGCUGAUUUGAGUUUUGUGGAAUUCCAAGUUAAUCUACUAGGUCAUAUCUGCAGACACUUUGGGGACCCUUUGUUAAACAGCACGAAAGUUUUAAAUGAUUUCUGUGAAGCCUGCCAGGAAAAGAAAAACUGUUAAUAAAAAGGAGAAUGAGUUA